AUGGCUUCUGUACCGCCUCCUAUGACUGACACUGCCGCGAGGCUAAGAGAAAAGAAUGUGUCUGCCGCCAAUUAUCCACAGGUGGCACCGCCGGCCCAUCUGAAAGUAGCAGGUGAUGCCACAGCUGACGCUGCAGACGGGAGCACUCCUCCUUGGGAUGGAAAUCAUGACACGCAUCCAGCGAUGGCCAAUACGCCUAUUGAUUACCCUGAGAAGUUGGUUACACCCGCAGGCUAUCACCUCGGGCCCCAUGGUGAAGGCUGGAAUUCUCCUCGUUCGUCUUUGUCAAGAUACCGGCAUGAGUACUCGACGCUCUCUCCAGUCAGAUGCGAGAACCCAAAAAUGAUAGGAUUCAUGACGAGUCUUUUUGUGCCGACUCCAAAGACGAGGCCUAACUAUGAUGUUAUGGCUGAAUAUCAAGGACUCAAACUGAGUCGUAUUAGUGAUGCCGUUCCUUACUUACUCGGGCCUCGCAGCAUAAUGGACAGAAUCCAAGUCGUACUCGAGCACUCGCAGGAGCGCCUACAUCCAUCUUCCUCCCACUACACAACCUCUUCUCAAGACACUCCGCAGCCAGCCUACACUCCACGAGACAGAGCACUCAUGGCGAUCCUAGCCUCGCUCAGCACACCCGAAAGCCUGCGUCUGGAAAAAGGAGACUGGUACCCUCAAGGCCUAGCCACCCGCCACGACGCCCUCGUCCUAUACGAAAACACGGCCAGUAACGGCAUCCGCCUCGCAUACGUCUCGCUCACCGACUUCAUUCAGCACGCGCAAACAUGGCUCCUCACACCCAACCCCACUAACAAAUCCGGCGACGCACCCCAUGCCAAAAACCCCUGGUCCCCAGUUGCCGCCCAGCUCCGCUCCAGAGGCGUCGACGUCUCUAAACUAGACCUGCAAACCUACCUCGACCUAACCCAGCACCUCUCCGCCUCGGAUCUCCCCGCCAAACUCGACGAAAUUGGCCAGUGGGCCCGUGACGGCACCCUCGACGCAAGGUACGAGAAGUUCAUGGCGGAAAAAGAAGCUGCUACUGCACAGGCCAGGAACCGAGGCUCACACCCUCUGCUGCGAACUUCUGGUCCCAACGACGCCGCGAACACAGUGUUUGGCGGCCCCGAAGCCCUGUACUCCAAGCGCUUCACGCACGAGUAUCCCAUGGGACGGGCGGCUUCGGUGAAGGCGAAGCGGCAGCAUCGCAGUGAGCGGUCGAGGGAGGAGGUGGAGAAGACUGUUUUGGCUAAUGCGGAGCGGAUUCGGAAGAUGGAGAGGGGGCGCUUGGGGGGGACGAGGGGGGAGGGUGUUUUGGUUGUGGAUGAGACGGAGAAGAAGAGGAGACGGAAGAGGCAUCGAGCUUUUUUUGUCACCUUUAUGGUUGUCUUGUUUGGAGGGGCGGUAGGGGCGAUGUUGUGGGCUAUGGGGACUAGACGGUGGGAUUUUACAGCUGGGGGGCAGACGCAGUGA
This is a messenger RNA of Bipolaris maydis ATCC 48331, 1467 nucleotides long. RefSeq lists its product as uncharacterized. The record is from RefSeq and is a predicted model, not a curated record. Lineage: Eukaryota; Fungi; Ascomycota; Dothideomycetes; Pleosporales; Pleosporaceae.